Messenger RNA from Dendrobium catenatum, 1761 nucleotides. RefSeq names its product agamous-like MADS-box protein AGL65. NCBI's taxonomy places the organism in Eukaryota, Viridiplantae, Streptophyta, Magnoliopsida, Asparagales, Orchidaceae. Gene Ontology annotation, molecular function: RNA polymerase II cis-regulatory region sequence-specific DNA binding; protein dimerization activity; DNA-binding transcription factor activity, RNA polymerase II-specific. The transcript has 10 exons. Gene Ontology annotation, biological process: regulation of transcription by RNA polymerase II. Bases 409 to 1467 code for a protein of 352 amino acids. The record is from RefSeq and is a predicted model, not a curated record.
GUUCUCUCGAUUAGCUCGUUUACCGAACUACCUCAUUCAGUUGGUCACGUAAGAACCACCUUCCUAUAUCUCUCUCUCUCUCUCUCUCAUCUCCCCUCCUUCAUAUUCUUGACAGAUUUAUUCAAAUUCAAAUCUGUUGUUUGAUUUCCUCAUUUGGGUAUCUCUCUCUCUUUCUUUCAUUAAGUAUCUUUUACGCCCUCAAGUGACCUCCUAGCUGCCAACGCAAUCACCUUCUGUGUUUUCUCUCGAUCCACUUUCUUCCACAAUUUGAAGAAGUUCCGGCUUUCCUCGACGCAUUAAUGGCUGCGGUGGAAUGAUUGAUUCGUGUUUAUUGGAAUCGUGAAGGAUUAAUUAACCAACAAUUUUAACAAAUUUGAUUUGGGUGCCGCUAAACUAAUUAAUCGCAAGAUGGGGAGGGUGAAGCUUACAAUCAAGCGUUUGGAGAGUAUGAAUAGACGUCAAAUUACCUACUCGAAGCGCAGGGCAGGUAUCGCGAAGAAGGCCACUGAGCUCUCCGUAUUGUGCGACAUUGAUAUUUUACUUCUCAUGUUCUCGCCAACGGGAAAACCAACGAUAUGUCUUGGAGAGCACAGCAAAUUUGAGGACGUUAUUACUAAGUUUGCACAAUUGACCCCACAAGAGAGAACAAAGAGGAAAUUAGAAAGCCUUGAGGUGCUAAAGAAGACAUUUAAGAAAUUGGAUCAUGAUGUAAAUAUUCCAGACUUCUUGGGUUCAAGCAACCAGAUCAUUGAGGAGUUAUCUAGCCACUUGCUGAACUUAAAAUCUCAAUUAUUUGAGACGCAAAGAAAAUUAAGUGAUUGGACUGACCCUGACAACGUUGGUAGCAUAGAGCAAAUCACGCAAAUGGAACAUACUCUACUGGAAGCUUUAAAUCGGAUUCAAAUGCAAAAGAUAUACCUUAUUAGGAAUCAACUUUUGCAGUUAGAUUACCCUGGUGAGUUUCUCAAUGCCAUGCAAUUGCAUGUGAAUUCGAGCAACGAGCAACAACCUUCAAAUAUGCAAUGGCAACAUCAUGGUGAUGACCAAAGUUUCAUGGUUUCAGGAGCUCCUAGCUUGCUACCUCAAAGGAAUAACAUGUGUUCCACAGAAACAUCACUUCAAGACUACCCUGACUAUUACGGCAUAGAAGAACAAGUAGUGUGUAGUAACAAUGGACAAGAGGAACCCAUGAAUGGUAUGGGUCACAAUUCAUGCUUACAGCUACAGCUUGGAGCACAGCACCCUUAUCAAUCCUAUGAUAUGAAUCUUUUUGCUAACAAGUUCCAACCUAAUGGAGAAGUCAGCUUACAGGCGAAUCAAGUAGAUUUCCAAUUUAACGGGUUCAAGCCCCCCGCAAAAGAAGUUACUACCGAACUACAGAAUUGGGUUGAUGCCACUAAGUCGUGUGUUCGUCCCAUGUUUGAAGAUCCCGUUUACAGUCAAGGAUUAUCAACCUUCGGCCACUAAUCUCUCCGGUCGACCUAGCGGACAACCCACCCUAUACUCAUCCGGGCCAACACUUAAGGCUUUGCACAAAUUGCCAUGGGAUUCGAACUCGGGACCUGGCCUAUGGCCAGCCAGCUCUUCACCACCAAGACAACCCGUGGUGGGUGAAAGAUUUUAAUUUUAAGUUGCAUGUCGUACAAAGAAAACUCAUGCAUAUAACUGUGCAGUCUUUUAUAAAAUAACCAGAGAACUGAGGCUCUAAUGUAUAUUAAUUUUUUUGGCAGUUUGUUGAAUUUUGAUUUUUUUUUUUUUUUU